This is a messenger RNA of Larimichthys crocea (large yellow croaker), 3663 nucleotides long. It is a transcript of the gene agps, whose product is annotated as alkylglycerone phosphate synthase. Gene Ontology annotation, biological process: lipid biosynthetic process. The coding region runs from base 92 to 2011 and encodes 639 amino acids. Gene Ontology annotation, molecular function: alkylglycerone-phosphate synthase activity; FAD binding. The transcript is spliced from 20 exons. The record is from RefSeq and is a predicted model, not a curated record. Gene Ontology annotation, cellular component: peroxisome. Lineage: Eukaryota; Metazoa; Chordata; Actinopteri; Sciaenidae.
GACGCGCCGUGAACGCAGCGCACUUUCCCUGCGCUGACCUCUGACAGCCGCUCAUGGAUCCGCUCCCUCCCUUCACAAACACGGAAGCAGCAUGGCGUCCAACAGCGGCAGCAGCAGCUCCUCCGACAGGCAACGGAUUGCACAGCAAAGAUUGAGGAUAAUUGCCGGGCAUUUACAGAGCUCGGAGGACGGCGACUCCUCCUCGACCGUCCUCCUAGCCGCGGAGUGUAAAGCCCAGGAGAGCCAGAAGACAGCCGGCUGCAGCGGCGAGGAGAAGACGGUGCCGAGGAAGAGGCAUGAGAUUAUGAAAUGGAACGGCUGGGGAUACAGCGAUUCAAGAUUCCUCUUCAACAAGAAGGGCCAAGCUGAAUUUACAGGCAAAAGGUAUAGACUUAGUGGUAUGAUCAUUCCCGGUCUGAAAGAUUGGUUUGAAGGCACGUUUGGAGCCAGUCUGCAGCAUAAAACUCCAGCAACACCCGUUCUGACAAGCAGUUCUGUACCUCCUCCCACUCUAAACGAGGCCUUCGUGGAGGAACUGAAAUCCACAGGUAUUCCCUUCUCUCUUGAAGCAGAGGACCGGGUGUUUCGCGCUCAUGGCCAUUGCCUACACGAGAUCUUCGCUCUGCGAGAAGGGAAAUUUGGUCGCGUUCCAGAUAUGGUGGUAUGGCCAAACUGCCACAAUGAUGUAGUGAAAAUUGUGGAGCUGGCCUGCAAACAUAAUGUUUGUUUGAUGCCAUAUGGAGGAGGGACUAGUGUUUCUAGUGCCCUAGAGUGCCCCCCAGAGGAAACUCGCUCCAUUGUGUCUCUGGAUACCUCACAGAUGAAUCGCAUUCUGUGGAUUGAUGAGAAAAAUUUAACUGCCCAUGUGGAAGCUGGCAUCGUCGGUCAGGAUUUGGAGAGAUUGCUUAAUGAGAGCGGCUACUGUACGGGGCAUGAGCCUGACUCCAUGGAGUUCAGCUCCCUGGGGGGCUGGGUAGCAACCAGAGCAUCAGGCAUGAAAAAGAACAUCUACGGCAACAUUGAGGACCUGGUCGUCCACAUAAAGAUGGUGACCCCUCAAGGGGUGAUAGAAAAGAGCUGUCAGGGCCCACGCAUGUCCACGGGGCCGGACAUUCACCACUUCAUCAUGGGCUCAGAAGGAACCCUGGGUGUGGUCACCGAAGUAACGAUGAAGAUCCGUCCCAUGCCAGAGUAUCAGAAAUACGGCUCCGUGGUAUUCCCUAAUUUUGAGCAGGGAGUUGCUUGUCUGCGAGAGGUUGCCAAACAGAGGUGUGCCCCGGCGUCUAUACGGCUCAUGGAUAAUGAACAAUUUAAAUUUGGACAUGCCCUGAAGCCUCAAGUAUCUUCAAUUUUCACAUCCUUUUUGGACGGGCUGAAGAAAUUUUACAUUACCAAGUUCAAAGGGUUCGACCCCAACCACUUGUGUGUGGCCACGCUACUGUUUGAGGGAGACCGUGAGAAGGUCCUGCAGCAUGAGAAGCAGGUUUACGACAUCGCUGCAAAAUUUGGGGGCCUGGCAGCUGGAGAGGACAAUGGGCAGAGGGGCUACAUGUUGACCUUCGUCAUCGCUUACCUCCGGGACUUGGGGAUGGACUACUAUGUGAUCGGGGAAUCCUUUGAAACCUCUGUGCCUUGGGACAGGGUGUUGGACAUUUGCCGGAAUGUAAAGGCACGCAUCGUUGCGGAGUGUAAAGACAAAGGAGUGCAGUUUUCACCGUUAUCCACAUGCAGAGUGACUCAGACGUAUGACGCCGGCGCCUGUGUCUACUUUUACUUUGCCUUCAACUACAGAGGACUCAGUGAUCCAGUACAUGUGUAUGAACAAGUGGAGCAUGCGGCUAGAGAAGAGAUCCUUGCCAAUGGAGGGAGCUUGUCACAUCAUCACGGAGUGGGGAAACUUCGGAAGGAGUGGAUGAGAGACACCGUCUCCAAUGUCGGCAUGGGGAUGCUCAAGUCUGUCAAGGACUACGUGGACCCCAAAAACAUCUUCGGCAACAGGAACCUCCUCUAAUCUCCGGGUUCCUGUCCAUCUCACCGUUUUUUCUAAAAGCAUCUUGUGCAUUUUGGAUUAAUAGAUACUAAAUGUCAAUUUAAAAUGGAGAGAGAUCUUUUUCAUCCAAAAAAGAAAAAAAGAAAAUCGUCAUCCGGUGCCAUUUAUUGAUUCACACCAAACCUUUUUUUUUGUUUUUGUUUUGUUUUCUUUUACAUUAUAUUGCACUUAACAUGCUGUAACAAUCAUUGUCACUCAUCAUGAAGCUAGUUUCUUGCUGUUGAGUCGUGGCCUCGGUUUGGAGCUCCUUCUGCCACGAUGCAACCAAACAUUGAUUUUUUUUUUUUGUUGUUGUCACAUUUGCUCAUGUUUAACCGUUUACCUAAAAACAAAAAUCCUUGCCAACAUGGUUAACUGAUGUGUAUGUUUUCACGUUUCUUUUCCUGUGUGUGUGUGUGUGUGUGUGUGGCACUUCUUUAGUGGUAAGUUCUAGAUGAAUGCGCUUUCUAAAGCUCUGUGCCUUUCUGAAGCUUCUGUCUGCCUUCCUCUUCUCCUACUACACACACUCUGAGUCAAAUCGAACUCAGCUAUGAUGUUUUCUGUCUCAUCUUUGUUCUUAGCCCUCAUGCCUUUUUUGUGUCGUACUGACCUAUUGCCAUAAGAGACUUUUUCUGGACUGUAUGUGUGUGUGCCUCUGCCGACUAAACCCCUCCCUCUGCCUCACCCAAAUUUUAACAACCUCCCCCCUUCCUCCCUUUAAAAGUGCAGUCUGAUUACAAAGAGAGAUAUUCCUUAUGUGUUUAGUUUUUUGUACUGAAAGCUGUUUACCUUGCAUGUUUUUUUUGUUUUUUUUUGUUACUGAGAAAGUGAAGUGGAAAAAAAAAAAGCCAUCGACGUCUUCUCUCUCUCUCUCUUUUUUUUAUUUUUUAUUCCUAUCAUGCCCGCUUCAAUGUGACCGCGUUUAAGGCCUCUGGAUCCCGGUGCUCACGUUGUACCAAAGACUCAACGCAUCAGAUCAUGCAUAACAUAACACAUAAACAUUAUGUUCGACCGCCUAACCGUCAUGCACAGCUAAAACUGUAUUUUUUUAAUCAGCAUUAUGCAAAGAUGACCCUUCUAUGAGCUGUAAUAUGUAGAUAUAUUUGUGACUGUUACAUGUGCUAAAACUUAUUGAAUCAGUGUCACCCAGAACUUCCUUCCUGAAACAGUUUUUGCCUUUUGUUAGCGUAUGUGUACUGUGUGAAGGUUUUCAGAGCGGAUACUGUAACGUGCAUUUUGAUACCAGACUUGUACCAUUUGUCACUGUUAACCAUCGAUUUUUUUUUUUUCUUUUGAAGCAAAGUAAAGAUUUAAGAGAGCUCUUUGCUGAAGAAUCCUGCCUUCUUCUUCUUUGUUUUCCCCCCUCCUCCUCCUCUCCUGAUCUCUGCUUCACAUUUUCCCCCGGACCACCAUGUCCUUUUUAAUUCAGAAUAUUUCCUCCAAAUAAAAAGGACUCAUUUAGGGACCCUGUCGUCUGACAUUUUACUCCCCCCCCACAUGUGUCAAAAUCAUGCGAGAGCUUUUGGAUGUUAAUGUACCUUUUUUUUGUUAUUUUCCACUUCUCUUAACAACGUAGUAACAUCCAAGUACAUUUUGUCAAUGCUGUUUGUGCAAUAAAUUUCACUAAAAUUGAA